Molecule: messenger RNA, 993 nt
Organism: Impatiens glandulifera
Lineage: Eukaryota; Viridiplantae; Streptophyta; Magnoliopsida; Ericales; Balsaminaceae
Product: bidirectional sugar transporter SWEET2a-like
Exons: 6
Coding region: 107-862 (251 amino acids)
Biological process (GO): carbohydrate transport
Cellular component (GO): membrane
Molecular function (GO): sugar transmembrane transporter activity
Source: RefSeq, a predicted model, not a curated record
AGAGGAGAAAAGUAGAGAUUUUCGGGAUAUUCAAAUUGGAGAGAUUUUAGGCUUUAAGGUGCCUGCCUGCCACUGAGAUAUAUAUAUAUAUAUAUAUUUGACAUUGAUGAUUCAUAAUCUAAUGAGUGAAGUUUCAAUGGGUUCUUCUUCGUUCAUCAAUCCGGCGCCAUUGUUCUCUUCUUCUAACUCAUCCCUCUGCGAUGCAGCCGGAGUUGCAGGAAAUGUAUUUGCCUUUGUGUUAUUUGUUUCACCCAUUCCUACGUUCAGGAGAAUUGUGAGAAACAAAUCAACUGAGCAAUUCUCUGGAUUGCCUUAUAUCUAUGCACUCAUGAACUGUUUGAUCUGUUUGUGGUAUGGUUUGCCCAUUGUAUCUCCUGGUAUUAUUUUGGUCGCCACUGUCAAUUCUGUUGGAGCUGCUUUCCAGUUAAUCUACACCACCAUAUUCAUCAUCUACGCAGACAGAUCCAAAAGGGUGAAGAUGUUAGGACUCUUAUCUGCAGUUAUUUGUGCGUUCCUUAUCAUAAUAGUUGCGAGUUUGCAAGCAUUCGACACUUCAAACCGACAAAUGUUUGUCGGGUACUUGAGCGUGGCUUCUCUCAUAUCAAUGUUUGCUUCUCCGCUCUCUGUCAUUAAUUUGGUGAUCAAGACUAAAAGUGUCGAGUUCAUGCCAUUCUAUCUUUCUCUUUCCACACUCUUGAUGAGCAUAUCUUUCUUCGCCUAUGGAAUGUUUAAGGCCGAUCCUUUCAUCUAUGUGCCAAAUGGAAUUGGUGUGAUUUUGGGGGUGAUACAACUAGGCUUGUAUUAUUACUACAACAAAUCUGAAGAAGAGUUGAGGGAACCUUUCCUGGAGACAUAUGUUUGAACAUAUAUAUUAUUGAUUGUGAUUUUAAUUUAUUUUUCAAUUGGGAAUUCUAGCUAUUUUAGGUUAUUCAUUUUGUAUGAUAAUUAUGUCUGUAAUAUUUGUUGCCAUGAAAGUCAUUUUUUUUUUAUUGU